Molecule: messenger RNA, 1119 nt
Organism: Auxenochlorella protothecoides
Lineage: Eukaryota; Viridiplantae; Chlorophyta; Trebouxiophyceae; Chlorellales; Chlorellaceae
Product: Casein kinase I isoform delta-like protein
Exons: 7
Coding region: 1-1119 (372 amino acids)
Biological process (GO): endocytosis; signal transduction; peptidyl-serine phosphorylation
Cellular component (GO): cytoplasm; nucleus
Molecular function (GO): protein serine/threonine kinase activity; ATP binding
Source: RefSeq, a predicted model, not a curated record
AUGGACAUUAGGAUUGCGGGGAAGUACCGGCUCGGGAGGAAGAUCGGCUCGGGGAGCUUUGGCGACAUUUACAUAGGCACCCACCUCCUCACCGGCGAGGAGGUUGGCAUCAAGCUGGAGUCGGUGAAGACCAAGCACCCCCAGCUGCUGUAUGAGUCCCGCCUGUACAAGCUCCUGCAGGGCGGAACUGGGAUCCCUAAUAUACGCUGGUUUGGGAUGGAGGGUGACUACACAGUGAUGGUGAUCGAUCUGCUGGGACCCAGCCUUGAGGAUCUGUUCAACUUUUGCAACCGCAAGUUCAGCCUCAAGACGGUCCUGAUGCUCGCGGAUCAGAUGCUCUCUCGCAUCGAGUUCCUGCACAGCAAGUCGUUCAUCCACCGCGACAUCAAGCCCGACAAUUUCCUGAUGGGGCUGGGGCGCCGUGCAAACCAGGUGUACAUGAUCGACUUUGGGCUGGCCAAGAAGUACCGCGACCCCAAGAGCCACAUCCACAUCCCGUACAGGGAGAACAAGAACCUGACGGGGACGGCGCGGUACGCCUCCAUCAACACGCACCUGGGCAUUGAGCAGUCGCGCCGCGACGACCUCGAGUCCCUGGGCUACGUUCUCAUGUACUUCCUGCGCGGCAUGCUGCCCUGGCAGGGCAUGAAGGCGGCCACCAAGAAGGCCAAGUACGACAAGAUCUCGGACCGCAAGCUGGCCACGCCCACCGAGACGCUGUGCCGCGGCUUCCCCACCGAAUUCCCCGUCUACUUCCAGUACGUGCGCAGCCUGCGCUUCGACGACAAGCCCGACUACUCUUACCUCCGCAAGCUGUUCCGGGACCUGUUUGUGCGCGAAGGCUUCACGUGGGACUACGUCUUCGACUGGACCAUCCUGAAGUACCAGCAGCAGGGCGGUACCCCCUCCAACGGCCGCCCGGUCCCCGCCAGCCAGCUGGCCGGCGUGGCGGGCGCCAACAUGCAGGAUUUCCCCAACGCCGGCGCCAACCAAAUCCCUGAGGCGGGGGCCUCGGGGUACAACAGCGGCUACCCCGCGCGCGGCGCGACUGGCGCCGGCGGCCAGACCGACGAGGCGCGGGACGCCGAGGCGGCCCUGCGCCGCCUGGGCCUGCAGUGA